CUGUUUAACAUGGAUCCAGUAAUUUUAAGCUGCAGUUCCCCACCAGGCCAAGUCCCAAAUAUACAUAGGGGAAAACAGAAUAGCCCUGUGCCAGCAUGCCUUUACCCUGUGGUACAAGUACAGUCAAAACAUGAGAGGUCCUUAGACGAGAGGGAAAACAAGCUCAAAAGAAAAAGGAAAGAGACAGCUGAAAAGGAAAAUUCACCAGCAUCAGUGACUGAUGGAUCGAUGAAGCCCAGCAUGGACAACUUUUCUGACAAUGCUGUAGUCAGAGCUACAAGGACACCUCCUCCAGAACGGCCAAAGAACCAGGAAUCUGCUUUGAGACCCUUAACAACGCAAACCAGCACAAGAGUGCAGAUGAAGCAUCCGGGCGGUCCAAACCUCACAUACAUCAAACCCGAGGACAAAACAAAAGACUCUGGUAAGAAACAACCAUGCAACCACAACUCCAGUUCCUCAGCGGUCACUGCCACACCAUGCCCUGAGGAAACUGUGAGCAAAAACGCCCACAUUCACAAACCCGGAGCAUGCGCUCUAGGGGUUCUGAACGUGCGCAAAACCACACACAUUCACAAACCCGGAGCACGCGCUCUAGGGGUUGUGAAUAAAAAACCAAGGACUGAAAAUUCCUGCAAUGCCGAGGUAUUGCAGCCACACAAACACCACUCCAGUUCCUCAGCGGCCACUGCCACACCAAGCCCUGAGAACUGUGAGCAAAAAUGCCCACAUUCACAAACCCGGAGCACGCGCUCUAGGGGUUCUGAACGUGCGCAAAACCACACACAUUCACAAACCCGGAGCAGGCGCUCUAGGGGUUGUGAAUAAAAAGCCAAGGACUGAGA
This is a messenger RNA of Pelodiscus sinensis (Chinese soft-shelled turtle), 845 nucleotides long. Lineage: Eukaryota; Metazoa; Chordata; Testudines; Trionychidae. The record is from RefSeq and is a predicted model, not a curated record.